This is a messenger RNA of Theobroma umbraticum, 1362 nucleotides long. It is a transcript of the gene GLY3, whose product is annotated as glyoxalase II 3. Gene Ontology annotation, molecular function: sulfur dioxygenase activity. The record is from RefSeq and is a predicted model, not a curated record. NCBI's taxonomy places the organism in Eukaryota, Viridiplantae, Streptophyta, Magnoliopsida, Malvales, Malvaceae. Gene Ontology annotation, biological process: glutathione metabolic process; hydrogen sulfide metabolic process. Gene Ontology annotation, cellular component: mitochondrion.
UACGAAAUCAAAGAUAACAUUGUAAAUGAAAAUACUCUACAUAGCAAUAAAAUAUGCUUUGAAUUCUAGCAUACGGCUUUGAUCUGAUCGUUUUCAUUUUCCUCAAAAAAAGAAAAAACCACCGCUUUAAGCGGAAUUGACAAUGCUGAAAUUGAGAUUCAUAAGACCUUGUCUAUUUUCUCCUCCUUUUAAUCAUUCUUCCUUCAGUUUCUCUCCAAAGCAACCCAUCAGUUUUGCUCUGCGAUCACGAAUGGGGUCAGACACGACGUCGUCGCAGUCAUCUUCGGUUCUCUUGUUUCGUCAGUUGUUUGAGAAAGAAUCCUCUACCUACACUUACCUCCUUGCUGAUUUCUCUCACCCUGAUAAACCAGCCCUUUUGAUUGACCCUGUAGACAAAACGGUUGAUAGAGAUUUAAGUUUGGUUAGAGAAUUGGGACUGAAGCUUAUAUAUGCUAUGAACACUCAUGUACAUGCUGAUCAUGUCACUGGAACUGGUCUCAUCAAGGGCAAGGUACCUGGCGUUAAAUCUGUUAUUUCAAAAGCGAGUAGUUCCAAGGCUGAUGUUUUUGUUGAACCUGGCGAUAAAAUCUGUUUUGGGAAUCUCUUUCUUGAGGUUCGUGCCACUCCUGGCCAUACAAUGGGCUGUGUUACCUAUGUCACAGGAGAUGGACCUGAUCAGCCUCAGCCAAGGAUGGCUUUCACAGGGGAUGCUCUGUUGGUAAGGGGUUGUGGGAGGACUGAUUUUCAGGGUGGAAGUUCACAGCAACUCUACAAGUCAGUGCAUUCACAGAUUUUCACAUUGCCCAAGGAAACAUUGCUAUAUCCAGCUCAUGAUUACAAAGGAUUCACAGUAACCACAGUGGGAGAGGAAAUGCUGUACAAUCCUCGCCUAACAAAGGAUGAGGAGACAUUCAAAGGCAUCAUGGAGAAUCUUAACUUGCCAUAUCCUAAGAUGAUCGAUGUAGCAGUGCCAGCAAAUAUGGUCUGUGGAUUGCAAGAUUUGGGUUCCAAAGACAGAUGAGGCUUUACCGGACUACCACAUGCACAGAUUUUAUUCAUAUUAUAAGCCGGGUCUGUACAUGAUUUGGAUAUGCUACAUAUAUGCCUAUUAAUGCUACUUGAUUGUAAAGAAUCAAAAAAUAAACAAUCAAAUAAAUAAGCAAGGAAUAAACAAUUGUAUUAUGUUGUAACUUGUAAGCCUGAAACAGUAUCAUCUCUCACUCAAACCAUCUAAAGUUGCUGGUUUUGUCACCUCACUUCGUAUCCGGUCUAGAGUAAAGCUGUGUUAAAGAGACAGUUGCAGACUGAAACUGAGUUCUUGAAUGUUUUUUUCUCCCUUCUGAACUGUACAAUUGAGUUUGA